Molecule: messenger RNA, 1304 nt
Organism: Bactrocera tryoni
Lineage: Eukaryota; Metazoa; Arthropoda; Insecta; Diptera; Tephritidae
Product: UNC93-like protein MFSD11
Exons: 5
Coding region: 12-1304 (430 amino acids)
Source: RefSeq, a predicted model, not a curated record
AUAAAAUCAAGAUGGAUUCAAAAUUAAUGAAUAUUUUGUUUAUGAGCUUGGCGUUUUUUACAAUUUUCUUCGCAUUUCAAACAACUGCCAGCCUUCAGAAAAAAAUUCUACGCACAGAGCAUCAAAAAGAGCAUAAUUUCGAAAACAGCGCUUUUACCAGCCUGGGAAUAUAUUAUUUCGUUUUUGCGGCUACUUGUUGGUUCGUACCACCCCUCGUUGCAGUAGUUGGUCCACGAUGGUCACUGGUUAUUGGAACCAUAACCUAUUUACUAUUUAUCGUGCAUUUCUACCACCCUUUCGAAUGGCUGCUGUAUUCGUUAAAUAUAACCCUAGGAGUGGGUUCUGCAAUUAUAUAUAUUACACAGGGUAAUUAUAUUGCCAGAAAUAGUGACGAUAACAGCGUUACGAGGAAUUCGGGAAUAUUCCUUUCGUUUCAACAAGCAAGCUACAUGAUAUCGGCUAUCUUGAUAUAUUUAAAGUAUGCCAAUGUUGAAGAAAUUGAAGAUAUGGACCGUUACAUAAUUAUGUCGGUAUUAACAUUUAUUUGCAUAAUUGGUCUGGUAAUGUUGUUCUUCUUGCGAUUGCCGCAAAGCAACCAAUCCAUAGACAAGGAAACACAUAACAGUUGUUCCGCUGCAUUUGUUACUAUUCGGGAUAACAUUAUGCUUCUGCUCGAAAGAGAUAUGUUACUGCUAAUCGUUCUCUUCUUUUAUACAGGAUUGGUACAAGCGUUCUAUAAUGGAGUUUAUGGCCCUGCCAUGUCGUUCACACAAAAUUUAAAUAUGCAACCGGACGAAUUAUCCUUUGCUGGUUACGUAUUGAAGGGCUGUGGAGGAUUUUUGGGAUCGCUGUUCUUUGCUAUUUUGGGCGAUAUGACCAUUCGUUGGGGUCGUGAUGUAUUUAUGUAUUUAGCAGGCGUAUUCCAUUUAUUUACAUUCAUAAUCAUCUAUCUCAAUAUCCCCAAUGAAUCAUCCUUUGGCGAAAACCAAGCUGUAUCCGUCAUUGACCCGCCUAAUUUUUAUUUGGCAAUAGCUUGCAGUUUUCUUUAUGGUUUGGGAGCAGCGUUUUACACCGUUCAUAUUUACAGUAUGUUGGCUGGUGCUUUUGUUGCCGAAUCGACCGCCGGAUUCGGAAUUUAUAAAUUCUUUCAGUGUCUUGGGUGUGCCCUGGCUUAUCUAUAUUCGAAAUAUGCCAGUUUAUAUAUCCAAAUGGGGAUACUCAUCGUGCUUCUGAUAGCGGCAGUCGCCUGUUUCGCGAUUGUUGAACGAUCCGUCAGAACUAAGCAACAGGCUGAUCAGCCCUAA